GGUGAGUUUUAUUUUCAAGUAACGCAUUCCUCACGGUACUAAUUUUGCGUUGGUUGUUAAUUUAAAAUGAAUGUAUUGCAGCGCUAUAAUGUAACGCUUUGUGUGCUGAUAGUAAAUGGCGCCAAAAUGUUGCCAGUGUUAUUUAUUCCAGCGUGACAGAAUGAUUUACUUUGCACUUUAUUCCUUUCUAUUAACUAUCCCAGUCAUCUUAAACGUGACACAGAAGUGUUUUCUGAAAAGCAGAAAAUGAAUCUUCAUGUCAUGGAGUUUAUUAAAGAGGAGCCUGAAGACUCGAGCGAUCCGGAUCCCUGCAGAGUGAAAGAUGAAGAAACCGAGCAACAAAUAGGCCUGAUGGAAGUGAAAGAGGAAAGCCAAGAACUGAAUGAAGUUGAGGACAACCAGCAUUUCCAGACACCUGAACAUUUUAUAUCUGAAGAAAAACCUUCAGUUUACUAUCAGUCUGAAAAUCUUUCACAAGCAGGACGCCUUAAAGAUCACAUUAAAAAUCAUACCAGGAAGAGACCUUUCACAUGCCACCAGUGUGGAAAGAGUUUCAAACAUAAAGGACGCCUUACCGUUCACGCAAGAGUUCACAAUGGAGACGAGCCUUUUACGUGCCAUCAAUGCGGAAAGAGUUUUGCAAAUAGAGGGAACCUUAAUGUUCACAAACAAAUUCACUCUAAAGAGAGACCUUUCAUUUGCCUUCAGUGUGGAAAGAGUUUCACAAAUCAAGAAAACCUUGAGUGUCACAUGAAAACCCACGCUGGAGAGAACCUUUUCUCGUGUUAUGAGUGUGGAACGAGUUUCACUAGUAAACUAACUCUUCAGAAUCACGUAAAAACUCACUCUGGAGAGAGGCCUUUCCCGUGCCAUCACUGUGAAAAGAGUUUCGACCAUAAAGGAAAACUUAAUAUUCACAUGAGGAGUCACACUGGAGAGAAGCCCUUCGUGUGUCCUCAGUGUGGAAAGAGGUUUAUUCACAGAGGACAUCUUAACGAUCACUUACGGAUCCACACCGGAGAGAAGCCGUACACAUGCACUCACUGUGGGAAGAGUUUCACACAUCAAGCAAGCCUCUCGUGGCACAUGAGGACUCACACCGAAGAAACUCUCAAGCGUUACAUGAGAAUCCACCCUGAAGGGAAUCCUUUCAAAUGUCAUCAAUGUGGAAAGAGUUUCCUUCACAGAGGACACCUUAACGAUCACCUAAGGGUUCACACCGGAGAGAAACCGUUCACAUGCCCUCACUGUGAAAAGAGUUUCAGUCAUAAAGGAUACUUUCACGUUCACUUAAGGAUUCACACCGGAGAGAAACCAUUCACAUGCCAUCAGUGUGGAAAGAGCUUCACGCAUAAAGGAAGCCUGAAGUGGCACAUGAGAAUCCACACUGAAGGGCUUUUCACUUGCGGCGAGUGCGGGAAGAGUUUCGCCUAUAAAAGGAAACUUCAGAUUCACAGAAGAAUUCACACCGAAGAGAACCCUUUAACUUGCCUUCAGUGUGGAAAAAGAUUCACGUGUCACAAAAAGUUUAAGUGUCACAUGAAAACUCACUCUAAAGACAACCUUUACUCGUGCAAUCAGUGUGGAAAGUGUUUCAAUCAAAGAGGACACCUGAAUGAACACAUGAGGACUCACACCGGAGAGAAGCCGUUCACAUGCCAUCUGUGUGGAAAGAGCUUCAGUCAGAAAGGAACCUUUAACAUCCACCUACGAAUUCACACGGGAGAAAGACCGUUCACGUGCCAACAGUGUGGACAGAGUUUCAGUAAGAAAGGAAACUUGAAUGUGCACGUGAGGACUCACUCUGCCAUCAACCUCGCAUGCCAUCAGAGCGGACAGAGUUUAAUUCAACAAGCACACCUUAAUGAUCACAUAAGACUUCACAUUGUAGACCGACCGUUCACAUGCCAUCACUGCAAAAAGAACUUCAUUCAUCGAGGACACCUUAAUGAUCACCUGAGGAUCCACACCGGAGAGAAGCCUUACGCGUGCCAACAGUGUGGGAAGCGUUUCACACAUAAAGGAAGCCUCACGUGGCACAUGAGGACUCACAGUGAAGCGGAUCUUAUUCAAUGCCGUCAAACCGAGAAGAAGUUUACAAAAAAUGCAGAUGUUGAGAGUCAGAAGAGAACUUGCACCGUAGAGAAGCCUUACGCGUGCCAACAGUGUGGAAAGCGUUUCACACAUAAAGCAAGCCUUAAGUGGCACAUGAGAACUCACGCUGAUGAGGAGCUUUUCACAUGCCACCUGAGUGAGAAGAAAUGUACAAGUGAUGUAGAGAGAAGAAUUCGCUCUGGAGAGAAGCCUUACGCGUGUCCUUUGUGUGAAAAGAGUUUCAGUCGUCAAGCCAUCCUUCAGAGUCAUGUAGAAACUCACUUUGAAGAGAGUCCUUAAAGCUGCUGUAUGUAAUUUUUGACUAAAGCAUUACAAUAGCGCAAUAUGUUUGCAGAUAUUUAGGAAACAUGCUAAUUCACAUACUUGUUUCUAGGGCUGGGCGAUAUAUCGCAUGCGAUUGUAACGCGCAUUUCGUCAGUAAAGCCGGUUCCCUGAUUAGCGGUAAAUCUCCAUCACCUGCUUUCAGAUGGAGUGGCAUUUAAUUCACAGAACCGUAGUUUGUCAUUGAUCUAUGGCUCUGUCUAUUAAAUACCGCUCCAUUUGAAAGCAGGUGAUGUAGAUUUAGCAGUAAUUACAGAACCAGAUUUACUGACUAGAUACGCAUGAUCGUUGCGUUCAAUAUAUCGCCCAGCCCUACUUAUUUCUCUGAAAAACAAUACUACGGCCAAUAUUACAUUGUCAAUACUACAUACUGCACCUUUAAACAUGUCCUCAAUGUAGAAAGAAACCUCUUUGAACUACUCAUAACUUUAGGAGAAACAAGGCAAUUUGUCUUUCCUACUAUCACCUUAUGAAGGACUUCCUUUUGGCUUGUGCACUGUGGGUAUAAUAACAAAUAACUUUUUUUAUGAAGCUCUAAAUGGAACUGUUUAGUGGUGACGUAUGGUAGAUGUUUCUUCAGUAUUUUCUGUGAAGCUUUGAAGCAGUGUACACACUACUAUUAUAUAUGAAAAGCUCUGUAAAUCAAACUGACUUGGCUUACACAUUUUUCUUGCAUUAAAUACGUUUUAUACGGUA
Molecule: messenger RNA, 3132 nt
Organism: Cyprinus carpio (common carp)
Lineage: Eukaryota; Metazoa; Chordata; Actinopteri; Cypriniformes; Cyprinidae
Product: gastrula zinc finger protein XlCGF58.1-like
Exons: 2
Coding region: 247-2394 (715 amino acids)
Source: RefSeq, a predicted model, not a curated record